Brassica napus (rape) is the source of this 775-nucleotide messenger RNA. Its product is annotated as precursor of CEP14. Gene Ontology annotation, biological process: cellular response to nitrogen starvation; response to osmotic stress. The coding region runs from base 271 to 591 and encodes 106 amino acids. The transcript has a single exon. NCBI's taxonomy places the organism in Eukaryota, Viridiplantae, Streptophyta, Magnoliopsida, Brassicales, Brassicaceae. The record is from RefSeq and is a predicted model, not a curated record.
UAAUUUGCUAUGCAUGCAUGUGGUAGACUCUCACUUUAGAUUUCUAUUUAAAAAAAAAACAAGCCCAAAAGACAAAUAGGGAUUCCACCAAUUCAUUAAUGAGUCACCUUUUAUCAACAUUCUUAAAUAGGAACUUUCCUUCUCUCUCUCUAUUAUAUCAACUAUAUAUACAUCAUACUUCAUGCUUUCAUAUCAACCUUAAGGCUAAGAAUUUUAUUGAAUUCAUCUCUCACUACUAUUUCUCAGAAUCUGAUAUAUCAAAAGCUUUUCAUGGCCGUACGUUUAGUGACGAUCUGGCUUUUCAUAGUCUUAGCCGUCAUCAUCGUGGCCUCGCCGUCGCCUGUUGUUUCAAGAAAGCUGUUGGAGAUGAAGAAACAAGAGAACUUGACGGUGAGAGAGGAAGAAAAGAGUCACAUGCCUCACGUGACCAAAACCACUACCCUAACUGCUCUGCCAAAGGGCAAAAUCCCAAACUCGACGCCGAGCAAAAAGGGUCAUGCCGCCGUCUCCACCGUGAAACUCCGAUCUCGACAUCUCUCCACCGUUAGCCGGUUUCUUCAAUCCGUUCCCAGUCCCGGUGUUGGUCAUUGAUAGUCUCCGUUAGAUUCCUACUUCAUUUUUCAAAAAGUUCAGUACAUUCUUUUCUCCUAACUAUCAUAAUACGAAAUUUCCAUGAGACUACACAAAUUGUUUUGUUUUAUUUUCGUUUAAAAGUACAUUUAUUCAGGUAUCCAAAUUUUCCUUGUGUAAAUUAGUAAAAGUUUAUUGUUUUCAA